CAUACGGCUCGUUUUCACAGCUCUGCUGGUCCGUGUUGGGAUGUUGUAAAGAUCAGCUCCAUCUGUUAGCGGCUCACACACUCAUUUAAACCCAUAGCUCCGCUUCAUUCACAGGCCUGCUCAGUUAUGAUCAUGACGCCGUUUUUAGCGAGUUUUAUUUAUUUGGCGCUGUUAUGUAACGUAAGUAGGAUAUGCUGUGAUAAUGACACAGAAGAGGAUGAGCACGCCAAACACACAUACACGGUGGAGAUGUUCAAUGAUGCCGUCUCUACUGCUCCACACUUCGUCAUGUUCUACGCGCCCUGGUGUGGUCACUGUCAGAGGCUGCAGCCGGCGUGGAAUGAGUUGGCAGAUAAAUAUAACAAUAUGGAAGCUCCUCCAGUGUAUGUUGUGAAAGUCGACUGCACAAAAGACACAAAGUUUUGCUCCAGUGAGCAUGGGAUCCGUGGAUACCCCACUCUGAAGUUGUUUAAACCUGAUCAGGAGGCUGUAAAGUAUCAGGGCCCAAGAGAUCUGCAGGCGCUGGAGAGCUGGAUGCUGAAAACCCUUCAGGAGGAACCUGAAGAACCCCAGACUGAACCUGAGCCUCCCAAAGUCCCUGAACCCAAACAGGGCCUGUAUGAACUCACAGCCACAAACUUCAAAUCACACAUCUCUAAAGGUUCUCACUUUGUGAAGUUCUAUGCACCAUGGUGUGGGCACUGCAAAGCCAUGGCUCCAAUAUGGGAACAGCUCGCCACCAGCUUUGAGCAUUCAGACAGUGUCAAGAUCGGCAAGGUGGAUUGCACUCAGCACUAUGAGGUGUGUUCAGAUAAUCAGGUUCGUGGUUAUCCCACGCUGCUCUUCUUCACUGAUGGAGAGAAGGUUGAUCAGUACAGAGGAAAGCGUGAUCUGGACUCAUUUAAAGAAUUUGUUGAUAAUCACGUAAAAGCUGCUGAAUCUAAAGAUGAACCUGCGAAAGAGGAGGAGCAUGCUCACGAAAUCCCGCCUAGUGCUGAACCUGAAAAACAAGAGUCUAAUGUUCUGGUAUUGACUGAGAGCAACUUUGAUGAGACUGUUGCCAAAGGACUCUCCUUCAUCAAGUUCUACGCUCCUUGGUGUGGUCACUGCAAAAACCUGGCCCCUACCUGGGAGGAUCUAUCUAAAAAGGAGUUUCCUGGUCUGACUGAUGUGAAGAUUGCUAAAGUGGACUGCACCGUGGAGAGAACGCUCUGCAACAGAUACUCUGUGCGUGGAUACCCAACUCUCCUGAUGUUCCGUGCGGGGCAACAGGGGGAGGAGCAUAAUGGAGGGCGGGACUUAGAGAGCUUGCACAGUUUUGUUAUGAAGCAAGCAAGAGAUGAGCUGUAACUCCUCCCUCUUUUUCCACAAUACCAUCUACAUUUACCAUACAGGCAAAUGGACUGCUUUUUCUUCAUUUCUGUCCCUCACCUGCUAGCGAGCACAAUCUUUUCCACAUGAUAAAAUGUGAAUGUACAUGAUUUCAUCUCGGAUCAGUUGAGACUAUUAGCGAUUGCAACUACAGACUUUUGAUUUGACCCUUUCUCCAUUAAAAUAACAGUAGUAUGAUUUAAAAAAGAUCAUUUCAUCAUUUAAGGUGCCUAUUUUGUCAGUUAUAUUUGAGGAAAUUCAGCUUAGUUUGCUAUCAGCUAAGAAAAUAUGACCUCAGGGAGAUCAUGUACCAUUUAAAGAAAACAAUGACAUGCACCUGCUGUGAUUUUCCUUUUUUUUGUUUGUUUCAUUCAGUGUAAAAUACUAUAUGAUACACACUUGCAAACAGCACUUUGACCAUGUACAUGGUUUUUCUGUUGGAGUUUCAAACGUUUAGGUUUUGAACUGGUUGUAUCAUUUAGAAGAUUAAAAAUUAUGAAAUAAACCAGACUAAGGUAGUUUGUUAGCCAGACUGGGAGACCUGCUUAAUCCAGCCAAGACCAAGAUGGAUUAGCUGGUUCAGAAGGUUGGCCGUAAUUAUCAAACAAGGCCAGUCUUAACAAGUUUGCUGGCCAGCAAACCACAUUAGGAUGGUUUAAAAUCUUUGGUUAAUUUGUCUUAUAAAGCUUCUUAAUAUUCUUAUAGGCAUAUGAAUGGGGUAAAUACAUUUAGACAUAUCCCCAAUAUUCCCAUUAUGUAAUACUUUUUUUUGUAAUUUCUCAACACUCAGAAAAGUAAAACAAUGCAAAAUAGAGAAUUUUUUGCUGUAUAAUGACGGUUUAUGGAAAUAUGGUUUACUUGCAGUAAAGGUUGUAAAAGGUUAAAGCAUUUAUGGUACAGUAUUUUUUUUUUUUUCUUAGAUUAUUCUGCAGAUGUGGCUUUUUAUUUUCCCCAUGUAAUUUUUUCUUUAAGUUUGUCUUUUAGACUCACUCUUCCUCUUCCUCACUUCCUCUCUCUCUCUCUCUCUCUCUCUCUCUCUCUCUCUCUAUCUCUCUCUCUGUAAUUCAGUCUUGAUGGUUUUCACAUGCAGUCAACCACUUUUUAAUAUUAUUAGUUAACUGCUUAAAACACUUUGUGAUGGUGAAAUUCAGACACUAUCAUCGCCUGGUAUCAUUGCUUGAAGAAUGCUGAUAGAAUUGUAUGUGUUCUCUGAUGCUCUCCAGUGGUUUCAUUGAUUUAAACAAAUGUAAUUUACAUUUUUCCAUUCAAAUAUUCCCACACUGAGAUGUUUAUUUUUCUCUUUCACUGGAUCUGAAAGAGAAGGAAGGGAAAAGCAAUCAGAGAAACCGCAUAUAUUCAGUGAAGUCUUUAUGGGAGGCACAUGGUCAAGGCCAAACUCACUGAAAAAUGCAGUAUUUUUGUCCUGUGUGAGAGGGGUACACGCACUGCCUGGGGGUUUUUGUACAAAAAAAAAAAAAAAAAAACAGGCAUGUUGUAACAAAUUUCAUAAUAAAAUGUCUUUUUCCAAAAAUA
This is a messenger RNA of Cyprinus carpio (common carp), 2904 nucleotides long. It is a transcript of the gene txndc5, whose product is annotated as thioredoxin domain containing 5. Gene Ontology annotation, biological process: protein folding. The record is from RefSeq and is a predicted model, not a curated record. NCBI's taxonomy places the organism in Eukaryota, Metazoa, Chordata, Actinopteri, Cypriniformes, Cyprinidae. Gene Ontology annotation, cellular component: endoplasmic reticulum. Gene Ontology annotation, molecular function: protein disulfide isomerase activity.